Jaminaea rosea is the source of this 2588-nucleotide messenger RNA. RefSeq lists its product as hypothetical. Gene Ontology annotation, cellular component: cytoplasm. Gene Ontology annotation, biological process: protein ubiquitination. NCBI's taxonomy places the organism in Eukaryota, Fungi, Basidiomycota, Exobasidiomycetes, Microstromatales. The record is from RefSeq and is a predicted model, not a curated record. Gene Ontology annotation, molecular function: ubiquitin protein ligase activity. The transcript has a single exon. Bases 124 to 2280 code for a protein of 718 amino acids.
UUUCUUUGUUCCUUUGCUGCCCUCGAGGGAGAAGUUGAUUGAAGGGGGGCGCUCAAGCCCCUCCUUUCCUUCCUUACCGUAUCAUCAUCGUCGCAACAUCAUCACACUGACAUCAAGAGCAGCAUGCCAUCCAGACAGCCUCCUGCAGGAUCUGAUGAACCAAACACACAGCCGGGUGGCGCGGCUCAGCGUGUAACCUCACACGCGACAUCGAGACCGUCUGAGCAAUUUGUUGUCAACUCGGCGUGGCUAGCUUCGCUAGCAAGCGCUUCUCAAAACGAUACAAAUCCUGCGAGCAGCACCAACUCUGCACCCUCUCAAUCUACUACUUCAGCUGCGCCUCGAUCCGCUUCAAGUCCAAGUGGCUUCUCUCAACCCCUGGGCUCGCCUGCUCGACCGCAGCCCACGAAUGGCAACAGUAUCAGCAAUGGAAUGGGUCAAGCGGCAACUGCAUCGGCAGCAACCAACAGGCCCACAGCAUCAUCGACUGGAUUAGGCGCUGCAGCACGAGCCAUGUGGGGUGGCGGUGGUCAGCGAACACCACGACCGCCAGCACCCCCGGCCAGUGCUUCCGCGACCAAUUCCUCUUCUCGUGCGGCCACUCAAGGCAAUAGCGGCGCCGCGAGCAAUCGUAUGCGCGCAGCUGCUCCAAUCUUCUCUCCCUCGUCCACCACGGAGCAUCGUCAGCCUGCUUCUCGGGCCCAGCAGCAACGCCAACAGCAACAGCGCCCGCCUGCACGACCUCGUGAGCGUCUCCGCGGCCGCCUGGUGCCGGCCGAUCAAGCUGGGUACGACUACCUUGAGAGGGCUGAGCUUCUUCCCGAGGACGAAGCUUCAAUCAACGAAUAUCUCGACGGCGUACGGCUGCUCACUGCACUGUACAAGCUGCCGUUCACGGCUCCCGAUGGACGCCCAGCCCUCGCCGCUGUUCCGGGCGAGUUCUUCCCUCAGGUCGAAGAGGUACGCAACGAGCAGUCUUCAGGUGUUUACGGGCGACUUGACGCCUUUCGAGAGCUGGAACAUAUGCUCAGAUCUGCCAAUGGGACGACCUCUGGUCCCCCUCCUCGCCCGCCACCGACGGGCCCUCGUAUGAUCCCUCUGGCUCCAACGGCGCCCACUUAUGUACCAGACUGGGCAACAGACCGUCCUUAUUCCUUCCUCUAUGACAUCGAGAGCGGCUGGGGCUGGCCUCUGUUUAGCGUCACAGACGUCUCGAGAGCAAGCUACCCAAACCCGCGCAAUGCACACUUUGUCAGCGGCCCACCCUUCCCAGUGGUCCUCUACGACGACAUGGGCCUGUCACCGGAUGAUCUUACGGAAUCGCUACCCUGGGGCGAAUCAGCGCAACGCUGGUCAAGGCUACGAGAGGAGCGUGACAAGAACCCGAAGAAGGCUCGCAGCUAUGUCGACGGGCUCGAGACAGUCGACGCAGAUCUGAGGAAGCGUAUGGCUCGACUCGAGAUCGGGGAGCUUGGAGCGUACGCCGAAGAAGACGGUACUAGCAGUGCAGCAAGUGAUGCGGGGCCAGGAUGUCCUGUCUGUCUUGAAAUCUACGACGAGAGAUCCGACAAGCCGGAGUGGGCCGGGGGACAAGCAGCGCAGGACGAGCGCGUGGUCGUGGUCCCAUGCGGCGGCUUCCAUUGCAUGCACCGAAAGUGCUUGCUCGAAUGGCUCGCAGGAGCUCAGUCACCGCAGCAUUGGACUUGCCCCAUGUGUCGCACGGCGCUCUCUGAGACUGCAGAGGGAAAUGGAGAGGAAUCAAGCAACGGCAAGGGAAAAGGCAAGGCUACGACGACGAAAGCUUCACUACGUGAGGAGAUAAGACGGAGGGAGAAGGCGAGGGGGUUUCUGUGCGACUAUGGAGCAUGCCUUCCCGAUUACGAUACGCCGCCUGAGAACAGCACAGGAGAGAACGCGGUCAGUCUCAACGACAAUGAAGCACGAGCGCGUCUUGACGCUCAGCUGGACAGGCGCCUCGUCACACUGCGGCCAUGUGGUCACCAGCUGCAUCGCGAAUGCUUGACAACGGUGACGCGAGUAGCAGGCGGUGGGAAGAUUGACUGGAGCGACCCGGAGCAGAACAUCGACGACCCUCAAUGCCCCGAGAUGGACGGCGAAGCAGCGAAGAAGGUCCGAAAAGUAGGCCAUUGGGUCACAUGCCCCGUAGACAAGCGCGACGCCUGGGCUGUCAUCCCAGUCCUGCCGAAGCAGGAGACAGGCCAAGGUAGCGGCGGGAUGCACGGUGCAGAGGAGGACGAUCUUGCAGCCCAAGUCGACUAAGGGUAUCGUCAUGGCAGAGGCCAGCCCUGCCCUGACGAGCAUUAAGUUGCGUCGUGCGAUUCAAAGCAGCGACUGCGGUCAUCACCACCGGUCCUCCAAGAAGCACGUUUUCAGAGGUCCGUCAUUUCGAUAUCCACUCAGUCCAUUUGUGUCUGCCUGUCAGAUUGAGCUUAUUCAUCAAUACCACAUCUCUCACUUCAGCUUGAGGUAACGGGCAUUGCAGCGAGCGAGAAGCGUUUUCCCGUAGCUCGACUGACCAGGCACCCUUUCCGCCCCUCCCUCUGUGUCGCGUGCGGACGCGCUUCCAC